CACGACGAGGACUUAACCAUAUCACAUUUCCCGAAGACAUGUCUGAACCAGCGUCGGGCGGCAGCGGACAGGAUUUUAGCAGCACGGUCGGGGUGCGACUUGUGUCGCAGCUCCGCACUGGGGAGGAAUGGACCAAAGCGCCGUGCAUUCUUGGCGUCGAUGAAGCCGGACGCGGUCCAGUGCUCGGGCCAAUGGUGUACGCGUGCGCGUUCACCUCUGUUAGCACAGACAUCUCGAGUCGGGGUUACGCGGACUCGAAGACGCUCACGCAUGAGACGCGCGAGAAGCUGUUCAAGGCCAUUGAUGCCGACUCGGGUGUGGGCUGGGUGGCCCACAUCAUGUCGGCGCAGUUCAUCAGCGGACACAUGCUCGGCAGGGACAAGACCAGCCUGAACGCGCUGGCCUUUGACGCCACCUGCGCCAUCAUCCGCCGGGCGCUGGAGUCGGGAGCCAACGUCAAGCAGGUGUACGUGGACACGGUGGGCGACGCCGACCGCCACCGCGACCGCCUCAGCCGCGCCUUCCCCGGCUUGGACUUCACCGUGUGCCCCAAGGCCGACUCGCUGUACCCGAUUGUCAGCGCGGCCAGUAUCGUGGCCAAGGUCAUUCGCGACAAGUCGCUAACGGACAGCCAAAAGAGCCUUGGAUUGACCGGGGAGGUCGGCACAGGCUACCCCGGCGACUCCGCCACCACCACGUGGCUCAAGCAGCACAUGCACCCGCUGUGGGGCUUCCCGCGCCUGGUGCGCCACAGCUGGGAGACCUGCUCGCGCAUGCUGGAGCCGCCCGAGGGCGUGGGUCUCAAGUUUGAGGCGGACGAGCAGGGUGAUGACAAGGACGGCGGCGCGGCGGCGGCGGCGGGGCAGCAGCGCCUGGCGUUUGCGCGGCCGGGCGGCGCGGGCAUGCUGGAGAGCAGCGGCCUGGGGCGGCACACCUUCUUCAGGAUGCGGAAGCUGCAGCGGAUAGCGGAGGCGUUCUGAGACACGCCCAAGCAUUGAGCAACGUGGACUUGAGAGGACAGCUGGAUCUCGUGGACAUGGGCGGACAGCUGACGUGAUGGGACACACGGCAGGAUGACACGGUCCGUGCAGGACGGCGCUUGGGCAUGAGGGCAUCCAGAGGAAUGCUGCGGGCUGCACGUGGUGCGGCAAUGGUCGAGAAUGCUUGUGUUUAUGGCUGCGGCAGGCAGCUUGGCUUGCAUCGGCACGGCGGGCGAUGUGGCAUGUGAAUUGAUAGACCAGAUGAGCAUGCCUUGUCGGUGGCGCACCUGUGAUAUCCAGGGGAUAGUCUCUCCAAGGGGCAGGGGGCGUGGGGAGGGGGAGGGGGAAAGGGCGGUUUUAAGCGGAGCUUCUAGUAAACUUGAACGGAACUUAAGACAGGUUUUGAAGGAGGGAAGCGGAGAAAUAGGCUGGCGAGGAAGCGCAUGCUUGGUAGGCGAAGGCCGAGGAGAGA
Messenger RNA from Chlamydomonas reinhardtii, 1452 nucleotides. RefSeq lists its product as uncharacterized. Gene Ontology annotation, molecular function: RNA binding; RNA-DNA hybrid ribonuclease activity. Gene Ontology annotation, biological process: mismatch repair; DNA replication, removal of RNA primer. The record is from RefSeq and is a predicted model, not a curated record. Bases 192 to 980 code for a protein of 262 amino acids. Gene Ontology annotation, cellular component: ribonuclease H2 complex. NCBI's taxonomy places the organism in Eukaryota, Viridiplantae, Chlorophyta, Chlorophyceae, Chlamydomonadales, Chlamydomonadaceae. The transcript is spliced from 12 exons.